CCUCGGAACCCGGAAGUGCGAGCGGAGCCACGUGGGUGGAGCUGGCGCGCAGGUCGCAUGGGGGAGUCUAUCCCGCUAGCCGCCCCGGUGCCGGUGGAACAGGCGGUGCUGGAGACGUUCUUCUCUCACCUGGGUAUCUUCUCUUACGACAAGGCCAAGGACAAUGUGGAGAAGGAACGGGAGGCCAACAAGAGCGCGGGGGGCAGCUGGCUGUCGCUGCUGGCGGCCAGUCAUUCUUCAGCCGGAAGGACUCCAUCCGCACCAUCUACACGGCCCUGCAUAACGAACUGAAGAAAGUGGUGACAGGCCGAGGCGCCCCGGGUGGAACGGCCCCUCACAUGGAGGAGCUCCUCCCCCAUCUGUCAGAGCAGCUCUGUUUCUUUGUCCAGGCUCGGAUGGAGAUCGCAGAGUUCUACGAGAAGAUGUACGCCCUCAGUACGCAGAAGUUUAUCAACGCGGAAGAACUGGUUGGCAUUUUGGAUACUGUCCUCAAGAAAUACAGCUCCAGAUUUCACCAUCCUAUCCUUAGCCCUCUGGAAAGCAGUUUCCAGCUGGAAGUGGGCGUGCUGAGCCAUCUCCUGAGGGCGCAGGCCCAGAUCUCGGAGUGGAAGUUCCUCCCUUCUCUGGUGACUUUGCACAACGCUCACACGAAGCUGCAGAGCUGGGGCCAGACCUUUGAGAAGCAGAGGGAGACCAAGAAACACCUGUUUGGAGGGCAGUCUCAGAAGGCUGUCCAGCCCCCACACCUGUUCCUUUGGCUGGUAAAACUCAAAAACAUGCUCUUGGCCAAGUUCAGCUUUUACUUCCAUGAGGCACUGAGCCGGCAGACGACCACUUCGGAAAUGAAAGCCCUGACUGCAAAGGCUAACCCCGACCUCUUUGGAAAGAUCUCCAGUUUCAUCAGGAAGUACGAUGCUGCCAAUGUAUCCUUAAUUUUUGACAACCGAGGUUCAGAGAGCUUUCAGGGUCAUGGCUACCACCACCCACAUUCCUACCGAGAGGCCCCUAAGGGAGUGGACCAGUACCCAGCCGUGGUGUCUCUGCCCAGUGACAGGCCAGUCAUGCACUGGCCCAAUGUCAUCAUGAUCAUGACAGACCGGACAUCUGACCUGAACAGUUUGGAGAAAGUGGUCCAUUUCUAUGAUGACAAAGUCCAGAGUACCUACUUCCUGACCCGCCCAGAACCCCACUUCACCAUCGUUGUCAUUUUUGAGUCAAAAAAAUCUGAGAGAGACUCCCAUUUUAUUUCCUUCCUCAAUGAGCUCUCGCUUGCCCUUAAGAACCCCAAAGUGUUUGCAAGUCUGAAACCUGGAUCCAAAGGUUAGCAGGAGCUUGUCUGAGGGUUUCCAAGACUAGGCACAGUGCUCCUGGUUGCUCUGAGAGGCAACAGUAGUUUUCGUCUAGAAUUUACGUCCACUCAUGCUUCUUCUGGGGCUGAGUGAAAAACAGAUCCACACUAAUCAUGUUGCACACUUCAUAAACAAUUAAGACCAAGGAUGGCAUCUCCAAAGAGUAGUCUAGGAAGUGCCGUGGCUGCUGGAGAUCACCAUGGCACAGCGUUUUUUUGAUUUUCCUGUCUCUUGUGUAGAAGGCAUAUUUAUGGGUCUUUCAUGUAUCUUUUCAGAUUUUUUGUUAUUAUUGUGAACAUUGUGCCCUGGUGCACUUCCCAACAUCCUCUCUCUGUAUCCCUGAAGAGCAGUCAGAAUGAGAUUCCAGAUGGGACUGUUUCAUUUUCAUCAGUGCUCCUAUUAACCAGAUGUAUAAGUUAAUCUAAUUAGUAUUGUAUUGUAAUUAGAACCUUGGAGAGAAAUUUCUAUCAAGUGAUGUGGAAGUUGAUCCAUUAGUAUUGACCCUUACAGCAACUUAACCAGCCACAGGCUCUUUUCAGGUGACCGCCACACCCAUCUGCCUUUGUUUUUACUUUUAAAACAUUUGGUGUUACUCUGUUUGAAGUUUGUCCAAACUAUGUGAAGGGUUUCUCACUCUGGUUUAUCUGCUUGGUGUCACUUCUCUGCUGAACUGUGUUGCAUCUGGCUCAUGUCCGGAUCAGGUUUAGAAAGCUAAGCAGCCAUGUGGUUGUAGCCAUGUUUUAUAUCCUCACACGGCACAGCUUUUAGAAACACAAAAUGAUGGUCUUGAUACUUCGUGCUUGCUAUAGAUGAGUUGUACUUCAUAGUCCAGUCAUCACGGCAGUCUUUCGGCACACCUGGACUUGGUUUCUGCCCCUCUGCAGAGUAUGUUCAGAUGCAGCACCAAGUGUCUGGGGACAGGCUGCUCUGUGCAGUUCCUUCUGUGUGUGUUCACAGGGAAGCGGGCGGAUCAACAUGGGGGUCCUUUCUAGGUUAUGAAAAGAAACCACCAAGAAGGUUUGAGCUGUGAUUGCUGGAUGUGUCCUUCACACUGGCUGGAUAUAUCCUUCUGAGCUGUGUAAAUGUCCUGUCAGAUCAGUACUUUCCUCCGGAUUUUUCGGAGCCACUGUCUUGUGGGGUAUCCACAGAGCACAGUGGCCACACCAGCAGAGUCAUGGAGCCCUCCACGGCCUCCUGGGCAAGUGUGGUCUACCUGUAGAAGAAACCACUGGCCAGUUUUCUGGACCUUCCCCCCCCACACACAUAAUCUUAAGCCAGUUUUCAUUAAACAGAAAGUAGUGAUUUACUCUGCAUUUUCUCCAAGUUCUAUAAAAAUAUGAACAAAUUUUAUAAUAGUGACCUGACACUAAAAAGUUGGAAACAUUUGGAAUUAAAAACCAAACCAUUUUCCUUCCUUUUGUGCUUUGCCGAGAAACUGAAAAAUAACUGUUGGUAUGUUUUUUUUUUUUUUUUUUUUUUUUUUUUUUUCUGGAUAAAACCACCAUUAGCCUUAAUGAUAUGGCUCCCUAGGUACCUAAAAAAAUACAGACUUCAGUGGACCAUGGAGGAAUGUAAAUAAAAUGCAUAUAUAAAAAUACUUAAAAUGGUCAAAUAUAUACAUAUUUGAAUUGUAUAUUUAUUUUUAAACAUAUUUUUGAGUAAUUUAAGAGGUAUUUACAAAGAACAGAAAGCAGAUGUGAAUAUUAUUUUUUUUAAAGAUUUAUUUAUUAUGUAUACAGUGUUCUGUCUGCAAACCAGAAUAAGGCACCAGAUCUCAUUAUAAAUGGUUGUGAGCCACCAUGUGGUUGCUGGGAAUCGAACUCAGGACCUCUGUAAGAGCAGCCAGUGCUCUUAACCUUUGAGCCACCUCUCCAGCCCCCCAGAUGUGAAUAUUACUAAUAAGACAACACCAACUCCUAAUCCCCUGUGCACUUCCAGGCAGUACUGAAGGACCCUCCAAGAUGAGUACUGAUACUUUAUUUCUGAAGCGCCUCUAUUUUCUGAUCAAGCAAAUUUUAUUGUGUGUAUAUACAUGUUUGCAGGGUUCUCUAAGAGCCUCCUGAGACAGGAGGGCUGGGUUGUGGCCCCCACAACGUGUUGUUACAUUUAGACUCAGGUGUAGACACCUGUGCUAGAGCACACAGCUGUGGGCAUCCUCCCCUGGCACAGGAGAUGCCAAGUGAACUCUUCAUGUUUUGGACACCGGCUUCUUGGGUUUGUGUGUCGGUUUGUGGGUUUCUCCUUCCAGGGCCUGUAGUCCGUGGGCUUGACUACACCUUUUGUUUUUUGGUUUUUUGGUUUUUUUCUUAGCUAAGUCCUUCUGCUUCUGGGGAGCCAGCCAUUUUUGACUUGUUUGACAGGAGUGAGUGUCCUCUAGGGAUACAUUUGUAUCCUCCUCUUCUUCCCAAGGUAGCCCUGAAGUCUUGUAACAUUCCUGGCCACUGAGGAACACAGGUCCUGAGCUAGACUGCGGCUGAAAAGUCACUGGAGGAGAAAGCCUCAUACUGUCAUGGUGAAUACAGGCAGGGUGGGGGCCUCCAGGGAAGCAGUGGUGACACAGAUAUACACACAAAUAUAAGCUGCCCAUAUUUUGGUUCAAGUCAAGAAAAAAAAGUGAUUUUGUGUGUGUGUGUGUGUGUGUGUGUGUGUGUGUGUGUGUGUGUGUGUGUGUGUGUGUUUAAAUUGGGAUUUGCCCUCUGGAAGCACCACUGAGAUGGGCUGUAUGUAAUGCCUGCUUUGGGGAUUGAAGAGGAUGUGUGAACAUUUCCCCAGAACUGCCAACUCCGACAAUUACUUCUAAACCACAGCCUGAUGAAUUAUAGGUAACUAUGUGUGUCCAAAACUGAGUUUGCCCGGCAGUCCACUGAGAAACUGUGGACCACCGGGUGCUGUUUGGAUAGUGGACGAAGCCUUAACAGCUUUGUCCUCUUUGGGGUCGAGCCUGCUUCUGACAAUGUCAUUUUGGGGAAUGGUUCCCAUGAAACCAUAUUGUUAACUGAGGCACCAAGGCCCCCUGUACACUGGGAAAUUUACCUUUCGAGAAAAAAAAACCACAACGGGUCUUCCCUUCCCACUUGUUCUCAUAGGUUAUCUUUAACACAUAUGCCUUUAAGUCUAGCAGGCAGCUUGCAGGUCUGUUGCUUGGCAUGUGGGUCUCUAAGUUCAACAUCUUUGUAGGGGGGUCAAGGAAACACAGGCUGCAAAUAUGUUGGAAGUGGACUUGAGCGCUGCAUGAAUAAAAGGUGAACAACA
Messenger RNA from Cricetulus griseus (Chinese hamster), 4601 nucleotides. The record is from RefSeq and is a predicted model, not a curated record. NCBI's taxonomy places the organism in Eukaryota, Metazoa, Chordata, Mammalia, Rodentia, Cricetidae.